AUGUGGCCACAUAUCCAUAACCAAAACACGACAAACUUGGUUUUUAAACAGAAUGUAAAGAAUGCCUUGAGUACCAUAGCACCUAUCUAUUUGUUUGCAUUUCAUUACCAAGCUAAAAUCCUGGGUACUGCCACAAAACCAAAAAAGAGGAAAAUAACGAGUAAUGACAAUGAAGAUAAUGCCAGUGUCGGUAAAUCUAGUGAGGGAGAUCCAGCACCAGCAUUUGAAUCUACAUCCACUCUGGAAGAUGGAGAUAAUUGUCAUAAAAAUGAUAUCGGGCGAUGGGUUGGACGAUCUUUCGUAAUGACUACCGAGAUGCGAAUGGAAAUGUUAAAGCGAUGCUGGGCACCUCCAGAAAACUAUGAUUAUGCUGGUGAUGCCGCGCAUUUGAAACGAAAAUUUAAUCACUCUUGGUUAGAAAUGUACAAACCUUGGCUUGUUUACUCAAAGAAAUCGAAAGCUCCAAAAUUAAGAAAAUGUAUGGACGAAGUAUCCAAAUUUUAUGAAUUAGAAGGGAUCACAUCCGAAGCUGAACUAUGGCGCACUUUUUGGGUUAACAAGCAGGAGGACUUCGAAGAUUUGGAGAUAACGGAAUUAAUCCAACAAGCAGAAUGUUUUUAUCUGAACGUGAAAACAGCCCUAGAAAUUUUACUGGCAAUGCCUUAUUCCACGGCUACAAUUGAAAGAUCAUUCAGUACACUCAGACGCGUGAAAACGUGGCUGAGAUCAACAAUGAUUGAAGACAGGUUAAAUUAA
Arctia plantaginis is the source of this 756-nucleotide messenger RNA. The record is from the annotation of a GenBank genome assembly. NCBI's taxonomy places the organism in Eukaryota, Metazoa, Arthropoda, Insecta, Lepidoptera, Erebidae.